AUAGAUAAAACAGGACAUAAAAGAAGGGAGUGAAGUGCUAGAAGUGUGAGACGACAGGGACAAAAGCUUUGUUAAAGAUGAAGGUCUUUGUAACUUCAGUUUUUGUGUGUGUCCUCAUAUCAAGAAUCAAUUGUGAUGGCAAUUCAGUGGACUGGUGUUAUCAUCUACCAACAUGUGAUGAUUCCACCUGGCCAGAUAUUGCCACCGAUUACUGUGCUGGGAGCAGGCAGUCACCUAUCAACAUCGACAAAUCAGCUGCAGCACCUGAUUCCAGCCUGUCGCCUUUCAAUUUUGUGAAUUUUAACAGCAAAUCAUCACUGAAAAGCAUCAAGAAUACUGGCAAGACGGUAAAGGUCAGCUUUGAUAGUGGUGUGAAGAUUUCAGGAGGAGGCCUAUCUGAGGAGUAUGACAGUCUUCAGUUCCACUUGCACUGGGGAAAUGGUGCGUCUACUCCUGGCUCUGAGCACACAGUGGAUGGAAAGCGUUACCCCAUGGAGUUGCAUAUUGUGAACAUGAAGUCAUCAUAUAAUGGAGACAUCUCCCUGGGACUUGCAGACUCCACAGGUCUGGCUGCUCUUGGUUUCUUUAUUCAGGGAAGCUCAGCUCCAGCUAAUCAACCUAGGAGUUGGAGAAAUUUGGCUUCUUAUCUGUCAAAAAUCACAAAGGGAGGUGACUCUGUUGAAAUGAGGCCUGGUAUUUCAUUGGAUGAUCUCCUGGAAGGGGUGGAUCGCACAAAGUAUUAUCGCUACCUUGGCUCCCUGACUACCCCCUCGUGCAACGAAGCUGUGGUGUGGACUGUGUUUAAGGAGCCAAUAGAAAUUAGUGAAGAGUUGAUCGAGCUCUUCAGCAACACUCUACAUGUCUCUGAUAGCUCUUCACCCUUCAUGAGAAAUGUCUACCGAAACAUCCAGCAAGAUCAACCAGUCACAACACAACCUUAAAGUAGCAUCUGUGAGAAAGAUGACAACGACCUAAUGAAUUAGUAAAGCAACUUCAUUAGCUAAAUAUCUUCAUGAUCUGAGCAACUUACAUUUGGUACUAACGGGUCUAAAUCUUCUGUUUGCUAAGUAGGUGAUUUGUUAAUAGGGAAGCUUUUUGUUAACUGGUGUCUUUUUUUUUUUUCAAUUUUAGCCCUGCCUAAGCUGUUUACUACAUUUACUGUGCUAUACAAUUCAGGCCUCUCAGCUAUUCAUGAAUGUCAAUAAAUGACUA
Messenger RNA from Cynoglossus semilaevis (tongue sole), 1212 nucleotides. Its product is annotated as carbonic anhydrase 4-like. The record is from RefSeq and is a predicted model, not a curated record. Gene Ontology annotation, cellular component: plasma membrane. The coding region runs from base 78 to 941 and encodes 287 amino acids. Gene Ontology annotation, molecular function: zinc ion binding; carbonate dehydratase activity. NCBI's taxonomy places the organism in Eukaryota, Metazoa, Chordata, Actinopteri, Pleuronectiformes, Cynoglossidae. The transcript is spliced from 9 exons.